Messenger RNA from Symbiodinium natans, 1290 nucleotides. The record is from the annotation of a GenBank genome assembly. Lineage: Eukaryota; Dinophyceae; Suessiales; Symbiodiniaceae.
AUGGCCUUGCGCGGCUCCCCCACAGUCCGGACAGUGGGGUCCCUCCUGACGCGGCACUUGGCCACAAAAGCCGGGAGCGGCAGAAACUUGAAGCAAUGGUGCAAAAGCCCAGCCUCCACCAUGCAGCUGCUACAGGAGUUGAAGCUUGCCAAGCGAGCCGACUUGAUGUAUCAGCUCCUAGAAGCGCUUGGAGAGGAAGGGCGGAUACAGCUGAGUCCAGCCCACAUCACCGUCGGGAUCACAACUUGUUCUGCUGCUGGGGACUGGGUGGGGGCCCUGGCACUCUUUGCCUCCAUGCCCAAGCACGGGAUUUCUCCAGAUACGAUCAGCUACGGCGCUGCCCUCAGCUCUUGCGAGAAGGGCAGUCAGUGGCAAGUGGCCAUCGAGUUGUUUGCUGAAAUGCAUCAGCAAGGUAUCUCCCCCAAUGUUAUUAGUUACAGUUCUGCGAUCAGCGCUUGUGAGAAGGGCAUGCAGUGGCCUCUGGCACUGCACCUCUUCCAGUCCAUGCCAAAGGCACACGUCGACGCAAACGUUAUCAGCUACAGUGCGACGAUGAGCUCCUGCGAAAAGGGUGCUCAAUGGCAGCUAGCUGUGCACCUCCUGCACAGUAUGCCACGGGGUAGGGUUCGUCCCACGGUGGUCAGCUACAGCGCCGCGAUCAGUUCCUGUGAAAAGGGUGGGCAAUGGCAAACGGCGAUGCAGCUGUUCUACACGAUGUUGGACAGCCACAUCUACCCGGACGUCAUCGCAUGCAGUGCUGUGAUCAGUGCCUGCGAGAAAGAUGGGCAGUGGCAACAGGCCGUCAAGCUUCUCACCACCAUGCCAGCACUGAAGAUCGAACCCAACAUCGUUAGCUACAGUUUGACCAUCAGUUCUUGCGGGAAGGGAGCACAGUGGCAGCUUGCUGUGCAUCUUCUUGGCAGCAUGGCCAAAUCCGGCAUCGGCGCUCACAUCAUCAGCCACAAUGCGGCAAUCAGCGCUUGCGACAAAGAUGGCUGCUGGCAGCUGGCUUUGGCCUUGUUUCGGGAGAUUCCCAAGCUCCACCUGCUUCCCAACGUUUUCAGCUAUGCGGCCGCAAUCCAUGCCUGCUCUGCAAGUGGUCAAUGGCAAGAAGCUCUACAGCUCUUCGCAGACAUGCAACAGAUGCAGGUGAUCCCCAAUCAGCGGAGCUACAACAGCACCCUCAGUGCCUGUGAGAUGGGUGCACAGUGGCAGCAGGCGGUGCACCUACUGCACAUGCUGCCUCUUGCUGCUUUGAUGCCUCUUAGGCGUUCCAGGGUUGAGGGUUGA